Molecule: messenger RNA, 606 nt
Organism: Rhagoletis zephyria (snowberry fruit fly)
Lineage: Eukaryota; Metazoa; Arthropoda; Insecta; Diptera; Tephritidae
Source: RefSeq, a predicted model, not a curated record
GAUGAUUCCACCGAGGAUGCAGCCGAAACCCCGGAAAUAAAGUUAAAUGUGGCCAUGUGGGAUUUGAAACACUGCGAUCCCAAGCGCUGUACAGGUCGAAAGCUAGUUCGCCUUGGACUGUGUCGAAUCUUGAAGCUCGGUCAGCGGUUCAAUGGUCUGGUGCUUACACCUGUAGCAACGCAGUGCGUCUCUCCCUCUGAUCGUGAUAUCGCCCUCGAACAUGGUCUCGCUGUGGUGGACUGCUCCUGGAAUCGACUGGAGGACACUCCCUUUCAUAAGAUGAAGGGAAGACAUCUACGCCUUCUGCCGUACAUGGUCGCAGCUAACCCGGUCAACUAUGGCACCCCCUGCAAACUGUCCUGUGUCGAAGCACUUGCGGGGGCGAUGAAAAUUCUCAGCCUGGACGAUGCCUUUCACCUGUACCUGAGCAAGUUUAAAUGGGGCCCUUCAUUCAGUGAUCUCAAUGAGGAAAUUCUCCAACGAUACUCCACGUGUUCCAAUUCUGAAGAUGUUAUAAAAAUGCAGUCAGAAUUUAUGGACAAGAGUACAAUAACUGAACAGAAUCGGAACCUUGAUUUGCCACCAAGUGAAAGCGAAAGCGAUUGA